GACAACAGGGUGACAAUGAGUUAUCUACAUGGAAUCUCACUGCUAAAAUUUGCAAGAGACCAGUGAAGAUCAUGUCCAGCACUGGGGAGCAGUUUGUGGAAGUGGACCUAGAUGUCACUGUUCCAAGCAAAGCAGAGUUGUUUCUCCUGAAUGCAGCCAAGAGAAAACACUCUUCAUCAUUCACCAAAGAUGCCUGGAGCUCAAGUUCUUCAUCAGCAGGAAUGAAAUGUCAUGUGGCUCCAUCCAAAAAUUCAUUAGAUGGAUCUUCAGGGCUCUGGAGCAAACUCAUGCUGUCUUUGCAGCAGCAGGCUCCUGUGCUGCUAACUAAAACUAAUGAGGACAUCUCCAGAAAUCCUGAUGUUAUGCUGCCAGAUGAGACAUUGGACCUAGCAGCUGGUCUGAACUUCAUAGGUAUCCCUAAACCUUCAACAGCACUUGAUGAAUCCUCAAUUCAUUCACCCCAGAAGGAAACCAAGAAAGCUGUCAUCAGGGAAGCCUCGCCUUAUGCAUGUCACUCUGGGAAAAGAGUCAGAGGAAAAGCAAGGCUCAGACUGGGCUUUUCCAAUGUUCCAAUAAGUAGACAUGGUGACACUCAAGACACCUCUGAGGGACAUAAGAAUGAGGAAAGCAGUUCUGCUGUGAAAAUGAGUCUUGUCAACAGCAGUUUCUCAUCCUCACUUGAGCAAUAUGUUCAGGAUCAGCUUAAGCAGGAGAGACAGAAGGAAUAUUCAAAAAAGACCAGAGGGAACAGAAGAAAGAAUGUGGAGCACCAGCACCAGGUGGCUCUGGUGUCUCAGCUUCAACACACUGUAGCAGUUCUCAGCAAUCUCCUCCAGUCCACCAGCAAACACCUCAACAAAAGACUGUCUGCCUUAGAGCUCAUGUGUCUCAGCAAUAACUGCCCCAUGAUAAUGACUCAUCCACAGGAAAUGGAAGAUGACUCCUGCUUUUACAGGCUGAAACCAAGAAGGAUCAGUGACACAGCCCUUGUGGCAAGCAGAAAUACCAGCUGCAUCAUGGUGAGGAAUACACCCCCAACAGUCCUUCAAUCAAUCAUGCCUUGGAUGAAGACUGAUGCUGUUCAAAACAAUGAGAGAGUCAAAAAGGCUGAAGUUACUCAGGAAGAGCACUGGAUUGAGCAGCAGUUGUGCCAGGUGCUCAUGUCAAACCAGCACAGUGGUAACACUGCUCAGAAAUUAUCUGUGCUUUCUCACAGAGCUUCACAGAAAAUGAAAAGGAGAACCCAUCAAUAU
Molecule: messenger RNA, 1253 nt
Organism: Notodromas monacha
Lineage: Eukaryota; Metazoa; Arthropoda; Ostracoda; Podocopida; Cyprididae
Source: the annotation of a GenBank genome assembly